AUGGGAAACAGACCAUCCAAGUCGCGAUCGCAGUCUACCGCUAGGGCCCAAUUUGGGGACUUCAGUGUUGAGAAUGUAAAGGGCAGCAAAUCAUCUCUCGCUGGGAACACCAGUGGCAACGACCAAUCAGCGCCACCACCAUACACUACCUCUGCCACAUCACCAGCUUCCGUGUCCUCCGAAAAUGACACCGAAGCUUCGCAAGCGGAGGCCCGAGCAGCGUACCUCCGCCAGCCUCUGCGAGCAGAAUCGAUGGAGGAUGCGCUCGAGACGCUCCGCCAAUAUGACACGAUUAUCAUCAUGGAUGAUUCCUCGUCGAUGCGUGGCUCACUAUGGAAGGAGGCAAAACAGGCUCUCGCCGAACUGGUUGAAGUCGCAAGCCAAUAUGAUGCCAAUGGUGUUGACAUUUAUUUCUUGAACCACUAUGGAAGCAUGACAGAAGUUACGGACCCCAAAGUUGUCCAUGAAAAAUUCGCUAACCUCAAGCCCAACGGCGCCACCCCUAUUGGGCAUCGCCUCGAAGCAAUCCUCGGGCAUUAUUUCCGUGACCUGGACGUUGCUAAAAGACAGGAGGAUGCUGGUGACUAUCUUGCACGCAAGAAAAUCAAGCCCGUGAACAUGGUCAUUAUCACUGAUGGGCAGCCAACGGACGAUCCCGAAAGUGUGAUCGUCUCUUUUGCUAAGCGACUUGAUGUCGAUAAGUGGCCACUUGCACAGGUGGGGAUACAGUUCGUUCAGAUAGGGAAUUCGAAGGGCGCAACAAAGUUCCUCGUAGAGUUGGAUGAUAAUUUGAACCAAAAGCAUAAGAUACGGGACAUCGUCGACACAACUCCAUAUAUGGGCGAAGUUAAUGCUGAGAUGCUCAUCAAGGUUCUCCUCGGUGGCAUCAAUCGCCGCGUGGAUAAGCAGGGUGCUGCUGCGGUCAUGUAA
This is a messenger RNA of Suillus clintonianus, 930 nucleotides long. RefSeq lists its product as uncharacterized. The record is from RefSeq and is a predicted model, not a curated record. The transcript has 7 exons. Bases 1 to 930 code for a protein of 309 amino acids. Lineage: Eukaryota; Fungi; Basidiomycota; Agaricomycetes; Boletales; Suillaceae.